AUGCUACGUGCCAUGCAGAUCACUCGGAACAACCAUUUGUCUCCUCCGCGGGCAUCUCUCUCGACAACUGAGUCGCCAAAAGCCCCUCCAGCCAAGCGCCCCCUGGCCACAACCAAUGAAGACGUGGACGAUGAGAACCGUCGGAAAGACCCGAAGAUCAGUAGGGCUUGCGACACCUGCAAGAGGAAGAAAAUACGAUGCGAUGGCACGCUUCCAUGCAAAAAUUGUGCCAAGAGAAAGAUCAGUUGCGCCUAUGACGCGAAAUAUGGUCGAGGACGGCCUCCGACUCCGCAACCUUCAACCACGAUCAAUGAACACCAAGACAGAUCAAGAAGUGAUUUGUCACAUGAACUCUCUAUCUGGCACCAACCAGCCCCUGUUGUUUAUGAGGUCUCGGCUUCCCAAGUCCAUUCUCGCGCCUCGCCUGAAAUCGAAAUCGAAGGUCAAUAUUUUGACCCUACCUCGGGAUUGAACUUUCUACAUCGAGCGUGGAAAAAGCUAUUGAUCCAGAAGGAUGAGUCCACAUCCUAUGACUCAAACGACGCGGAGCGAAAUCAACUCCUCACGUCGGCUGGAGACCGACCUUUUCACGUCGACAGUAACACGCCAGAAAGCCUCAUUCCAGAUGCUUCAACAGCAAGAAUGCUGCAACAGUUUUAUUUCGAGACGUGUGUGGUAACAUACCGCAUGUUCCAUCGACAAACUGUUGAAGGCUGGAUGGAGAGGCUCCUCAAGGAUCGGCAAGAAGGACGGCCCAUUGCUCACUCGCUUGGUAAUUCCAGAACUGCGAUUCUCCUUACCAUUAUGGCCAUCGCGACCCUGCGCCUCGAAAAGGUGAACGGGGAAAUGUCAACGGACGAUGAAUCACUUAUUUUGCAACGAAGCGAUCAGUUAUUCUACGCUGGUAUGAGAUUGACCGACAUGGAGAUGGGGUUCCCACGUCUUGAAUCAGCACAGGCACGACUGAUCCAAGUCCUCUAUCUUCUUCAAACAUCUCGCAUGAACAAAGGCUGGUAUACAUUCGGGAAUACAUUUCAUAUCACUCUCUCGCUGGGUAUGCACAGGAGACGGGAUCAGAAACGAGAUUUCCCUUUCACAAGCAGGCGACAAAAUUACAUCACUUCAGAGUGCUAUAAGCGCACCUUUUGGGCGGCAUAUAUCAUCGACAGAUAUCUGAGUGUUGUAUUUGGCCGUCCGCGACUUUAUCAAGAUGAAGACAUUGAUCAGAAUUUCCCAGAUAAUGUAAAUGAUGAGGACAUGACACCACAGGGACCUUCCAUUUCAGAUGACCCCGCCGACUGUUAUAUCGACGCUCUCAUAUUUCACGCGAAAAUUGCACGAAUAAUUGGAAAAGUAUCACGAGAAGUAUACUCAGUAAGCGACCUGUCCAACCAAGAUCGCUUAGCAGCCGCCCAUCGGUUGGGCAGCGAAUUGCAUGAAUGGCGUGCAAACCUGCCACCACACUUGGGUACUGUGAAACCAUCAACAUUGAUGCCCAGCUUCCGGCGUCAGGCUAUCGCCUUGCAGCUCGCGUAUUCUCAUGCCCUCAUUCACGCCAAUCGGCCCUUCCUUUUGAGUGAAGCAGCGUCUGAGAAUGUCGCCGAAUGCAUCUCUGCCACCAAGACCAGUUUAGAACUUGUCAACAAAAUGGCGGGAGAUAGUACGCUGUUUCAUUCCUUCUGGUGGACUCACUAUGUGAUUUUCUGCGCAUUGGCCGUGGUUUAUGUUUGGGAGAUUCAACGAACCACACGAUCCACUGAUGAGAUUGACGAUCAGUCUCUGGGUAAAAUCUUUGAUCUCGCAGAGAAAUGCCGUGGUCAUCUCAAGCGAGCAUCAACUGGUCUAUCGCAAAACCAACGAUACAGCAUCAUACUCGACGAAUUGAGAACCGAGGCACAAAGAUGUCGAUUUAGGAGGGAAAAUCCGCCGAAUUCACAACAAGGUGGGUUUCAUGGCGGUGAAGUCAACACCAAUACAGAUAUGGGCUUUCCUCUAUUGCAGGAUCCCGCUAUGUUCGGGUCUGACCCGGAAGCUAUGCUUCAUGAAGGCAUCAUGCCGAACAUGCUGGACAGCUUUCUAUUCAGUGACUGGCAGACUCUUGAUUCAUCGGCUUUUUUCCCAUUGCCUGAUCCGAGUUCCGUUUCCCCAACAUAUCUUCCCCCUGUUCCAUGA
Molecule: messenger RNA, 2172 nt
Organism: Penicillium riverlandense
Lineage: Eukaryota; Fungi; Ascomycota; Eurotiomycetes; Eurotiales; Aspergillaceae
Product: Zn(II)2Cys6 transcription factor
Exons: 3
Coding region: 1-2172 (723 amino acids)
Biological process (GO): DNA-templated transcription; positive regulation of transcription by RNA polymerase II
Cellular component (GO): nucleus
Molecular function (GO): zinc ion binding; sequence-specific DNA binding; DNA-binding transcription factor activity, RNA polymerase II-specific
Source: RefSeq, a predicted model, not a curated record